Molecule: messenger RNA, 378 nt
Organism: Anisakis simplex (herring worm)
Lineage: Eukaryota; Metazoa; Nematoda; Chromadorea; Rhabditida; Anisakidae
Source: the annotation of a GenBank genome assembly
AUGCUUGUCACAACAACACAAGUAGCGACUACCGCAAACUCGCUAAAAGCGCGCUAUCACAAAUACCUUGAAUGCUUAUGCAAUGCUAAUGGGAUCGAUAUUGGCACGCUGAAGGCAAACGCAAAUCAAAUCGAACUGCUCGAGAUGUAUUUCGGUGGAAUGCCAGUAAUGGUUGGAAUGAAGCAUUUCACAUCGCUAAAAAUUCUUCGCAUUUUUGCUCAAGACAUCGUCAGUCUGAAACCACUCGUUGAAGUGUCAUCAACACUCGAAGAGUUGUGGAUUUGUGAGGGAAAACUGAAGGUUAUUGAGCCAACCUCAUGUUGUGGUUUUAGUUCACCAGUUCAAAGAUUCAGUAACGGACUGACUGAUAAUGAAUGA